Morus notabilis is the source of this 974-nucleotide messenger RNA. Its product is annotated as NDR1/HIN1-like protein 1. NCBI's taxonomy places the organism in Eukaryota, Viridiplantae, Streptophyta, Magnoliopsida, Rosales, Moraceae. Bases 115 to 759 code for a protein of 214 amino acids. The transcript has a single exon. Gene Ontology annotation, biological process: defense response to other organism. The record is from RefSeq and is a predicted model, not a curated record.
AAAAUGCAACACACCCUUCUGGCCUUCGUCCAAACUUUCUGUUUUCCAAAACCUUCACAACUUGGAUAAUCCUCACACCCCGGACAUUGCCAUCUCCGCCGCGGCGCCGCCACUAUGAGCAUAAAACACUGUGGACACCACCACAACGAGGAGUGGCGGAAGCUCGUCCGCCGCAUCCUCAUCGGCCUCGCCACCCUCGUCGUCAUCCUCGCCAUCGUCAUCCUCCUCGUGUGGGCCAUACUCCACCCCUCAAAACCCCGGUUCGUCCUCCAAGACGUCACGGUCUACAACUUCACCGCCUCCGCGGGCCCGCCCUACGCCCUAACCGCCGUCAUUCAGGCAACCAUCUCGUCCCGCAACCCCAACGACCGAGUCGGAGUUUACUACCACCAACUCGACGUCUUCCCCUCCUACCGUGGGCAGCAGAUAACGGCGGCGCUGCUGCUGCCAGCCAGCUACCAGGGCUAUAACGACGUGACCGUCUGGUCGCCGAUGCUGCUCGGAAACGACGUGCCGAUAUCGCCGUACCUUCAGCAGCUUCUGAGCCAGGAUCUGAACGUGGGGUCCAUGCUGGUGGACAUUAAGAUCGUCGGGAGAGUGAAGUGGAAGGUCGGUUCUUGGGUUUCCGGUAAGUACCAUUUCGACGUCAACUGCCCGGCUUAUCUCCAGCUCGGUGGCUCGACCGGGAUUAUUCCGGUCGGACCGGCGAUGAAGCUUCAGUUGCUGCUGCGUUGUCAUGUGGAAACCGCUCUUGGUUAAUAUUGACUUUGAUUUGGUUUAUUUUUAUCUUAUUUGUAUAAUUUCCUUUUUUUUUUAUUCAAAAGGAAAAGGAAUUAAUUUACUUGUGUCGUUUGAACUUUUAAUGAGCAUAUAUAUAAUGAUAAUGAAAUGACUCUUUUGUCGAUGGGUCUCGCCAUAAAGGGACGGCAAAAUCAGCUGACUUAUUUAUGGUUAUUACAAAUUAAUUUGGUUAA